Messenger RNA from Phytophthora megakarya, 1299 nucleotides. Lineage: Eukaryota; Oomycota; Peronosporomycetes; Peronosporales; Peronosporaceae. The record is from the annotation of a GenBank genome assembly.
AUGCCCUUCCACCGGCGGCCAGAGGUGUGGUGUGCGAUAUCGAUGUCGGGGGAAGCGAGACCUAUCGCCCUCAAGUGUCGUAAAUUGUGGAUCCAGUUGAGAGAGAAGCUGGCAGACUUGAUCAAGGGUCUAUUGUCCGCCAAGAUGAUCAACUACCCUAGAUCGCCAUGGGCUUCCCCGAUCGUGGAGAUCAUUAAGAAGAAUAGGAUGGAUAUCAGGCUAUGCAUUGAUUAUCGGUUGCCUAACACAACGGAUGGUAUACCCAAUGCCCUUGAUCAACGAUCUACUCGAAGAUCUGGAGUCGACACUUUGGUACUGUUCUUUGGAGAUGGAAUGCGGAUUUUGGGUGGUGAAAAUGACGGAUCGUACCCGCUUGAUCUCAGCUUUUUCACGCCGUUCGGGUUAUUUGAAUGGAAUCGAAUGCCUUUUGGCUUGGAGAAUGCUCCCCAGAUCUAUCAACGUAUGAUCGACAACGCGUUAUAUGGAUUCACUCGGAUCCCGAAGUCCGAAGAUCACGGAGGUACUCUGGAUGUGUUUGAAGACAGGGAACCGGUGGAUCCAGGCAAGCCAUCAGUGCUUGGGCGUAGAUCAUAUAUCGAUGAUAUCCUGAUACCGGCCAAUAACUGGGAUCAACUAUGUGACCGAGUCGAAAAUCUACUCAAAGCGUGUGAUGAGUGGAAUUUGUCGAUCAGUGUGGUUAAGAGCUUUUGGGGAAUGCCUAAGGUGGAAUAUCUCGGGCAUAGGGUCUCGCACAAUAGCCUGGAGUCGAAGCCGAAAGAUCUGUCUGCAUGGACUGAUCUAGCCUUUCCAGGAUCACUCAGAGCUAUGCAAUCAUUUUUGAGAAGUCUGAACUAUUAUAGCCGAUUUAUUGAAGACUACGUGAUCUACGCGUCGGUUCUGUACGAAUUGCGAGAAAUCGACUUUGCUGCGAUGACGAAAGAGGCUACUCAAGCGCGGAUCCAACAAGUACUGGAAGUGGAGGACAUAGAUCAAGGAUCGCAGAAAGAUCGGGGUGUCGACCACCGAAGGACCUUGGAUCUGGAAGCGCCCGACCCUACAGAGGUGGAUCCGCGUUGGAUCCAUGCCCACCGGUUCUUCAACGUGCUUAAAACUAGGAUUGCUACAACUCCGAUCUUACCACACUUUGACCCAAAUCGGAAGGCCACCGUGGUGGUGUAUGCUAGUUAUUGGGCCAUCUCGGGAUCAUUGCAAGAAUACGACCAGAUCUACUAUCCCGUGACGUUUGCAAACCGUACUCUGAAGUCGAAUGAGCUAAACUACGGCAUCGCGGAGAAGUAG